Molecule: messenger RNA, 1629 nt
Organism: Cylindrotheca closterium
Lineage: Eukaryota; Bacillariophyta; Bacillariophyceae; Bacillariales; Bacillariaceae
Source: the annotation of a GenBank genome assembly
AUGGUUUCAUCAAUAUCCUCCUCCACAACAUCAACAUCAACAUCAACAAAAUCACUCAGAUUUCCAUUUCUCCAAUUGCUGUUGCUAUCCUCCUGCUGUAUCUUUGCGGAAUCGGCAUCCUCUGAUCCAAGCAAUCGUGUCUACACAAAGGACACGGACAACGCUCCCAGAGAAGAUCUUCCACCGAUUCCGACGCUCAAUCUGAGAACAUCCAAGGUCAUUGCUGAAAGAUUAGCAGAGACAUCAGCCAAUGUUACCAACAGCAGCAACAACAUUGGCAACUCCUCUUCCUUGUCACAAGAAGACUCGGAGGGAAGACAACUGCGCUACACUGACCUCUAUCGAACUCCCAUUCAAAUUCCAGACCCUAAUAAUAACAACAUUGAUUCAUCAAGUGACGAUCGCAAAAACAACAUGUUUCGAAUCGUUGGUGGUUCCAGCAAUGAUGGUUCGGGAGUGCCAAACUUUGCUAUGUUGCUGGCAAGCAAUCGAGGCAACUACUUUUUUGGUGGCUGUGGGGGAUCCCUCAUUAGUCCUUGUCACGUCUUGACUGCGGGACAUUGUGUGGACAAUCCCAAUACUGUGGCCAGUAUGGGGAUUUACGUCAAUGCCUACAUUCCCUGGGGUGACAAUGGUGGAUUGCCAGGACACUUUACCACGAUAGAGGCCUAUGCGAUUCAUCCACAGUACCGAAACAAUGAUAGCACAAGACCCCAAAACGAUGUGGCCGUCUUGACCAUGUCCAAGUGUGUCGAUGAAAGCGAACAAGACAAGGAUUUCUUUAUGCACAACAUUAUGGAAUUGGCUACCCUUGACGAUUGGAACCGAUUGGCCAAUGGCGCAGGUCUCAAAGUUUCAGGAUUUGGGUCCACGGAUGUCACCAGCAUUGGAGGAACUUCUGCGAGCUUUACCGAUGUCUUGCAAACGGUCCAAGUGCCGUUUCUUGCCCAAUGCCCUCGUCAAGGUUUCUAUGCUCCUGGACUCGUUCUAGACAAUGACAUGAUGUGCGCUGGAGGUGGCGGCAGAGAUGCUUGCUUUGGUGACAGUGGUGGUCCCUUGUACUUUGAGUACUCGUCCACACCCACCAAACACAGUCGUCUCAGACAAUAUGGGGUGGUGUCCUGGGGGCAUGGAUGUGGACUGGCCAACAAACCUGGUGUCUAUGCAUCCGUACCACAUCAUUACCAGUACAUUUCCAAAAUUGUCUGCAGCAAUCCCAACGUCCAAAUGUCCGAUUGGGCGGGCCGUACUGCCAUGUGUGGGGAACGACAGGCAAAUCCUACCCGACGACCGACUCGUCCACCAACUCGUCCCCCCACUCGAAGGCCGACAGGACGACCUUCUCCCGCACCAACCCCGAACCCUACCCGACCUCCGACACCCAUGCCCACCCUCGAUUCCGGCAGAUAUACCUUUGACAAUGGUUCCACGGCCGAACGCAAGGAACGUUCUAGUAAUACGGACAAGGAUGCUGCCAAAUUGUCGGGGAGUACCUAUGUCAGCAGUCUCACACGGAUUCGGGGAGGUGGUGCCAACAGACCACCACCAUCUAUUGCUGGUGGUGGUCGUCGUCGUCGUCAACGUCAAUUAUUGGGUGCCUUGCCCGAUGGACCCGAGGAAGCCUCCUAA